Hemiscyllium ocellatum (epaulette shark) is the source of this 1514-nucleotide messenger RNA. RefSeq names its product biogenesis of lysosomal organelles complex-1, subunit 6, pallidin (gene bloc1s6). The transcript is spliced from 6 exons. Gene Ontology annotation, biological process: intracellular transport. Gene Ontology annotation, cellular component: transport vesicle; BLOC-1 complex; extrinsic component of membrane. The record is from RefSeq and is a predicted model, not a curated record. Bases 177 to 668 code for a protein of 163 amino acids. Lineage: Eukaryota; Metazoa; Chordata; Chondrichthyes; Orectolobiformes; Hemiscylliidae.
GAGGGGUGAGGGGCAGGGUGGCUCCAGGGGCAGGGCCUGCGGGAAGCUCGGGCUCUUGGCUGCAGGAGCCGCCGCCACCGCCUCCUCCGGGAUCGGGUGUGUCUCCGGCCGGAGCUCGGUCCCCCAUCUCCCCAGCGCUGAGCCGCACCAGCAGCAGGUGUCAAACCCAGGAAGCCAUGGAGCCACAGAACAUUGGUCCAAGUACAUCUCCAGAACAGAACCUCAUGGAAGGUUCCAAUAAAUCCAGAAUGGAUUUUGAGAACUCAGAGUUAAUCUUUGUGAAUCAGGCCACUGUGGAAAAACUGGCAGGAGGACUGAUCUCUCACUAUCUUCCUGAUCUACAGCAAUCAAAAACUGCCCUCCAGGAAUUGACACAGAAUCAAGUGAUCUUAUUAGAUACGCUGGAGCAAGAGAUUGCUAAGUUCCGGGAGUGUCACUUAGUGCUGGAUAUCAACAUGCUUUUCACAGAAGCAAAAUGUUAUUACAAUAAGCUUGUUAACAUUCGAAAGGAAAUGAUAACACUGCAUGAAAAGACAACCAAACUAAAGAGACGAGCUUUAAAGCUUCAGCAACAGAGACGGAAAGAUGAGUUUGAGCAGGAACAACGGAGAGAAAAGGAACUUGAGCGGGAAAGACAACUCAUUGCUCAGCCAGCAAAGCUCUCUUAGCCCAAUCAUUGUCAAAAGGCUUCACCUGGAGCACACAACAGCAAGCUCGCUGUUCUUCUUUUACUGGCUUGGAAAUUAUGACAAAUAAAUAAAUCUUUUGUUUAUAUCUGUAUUGUGAUUAAUUCAAAAUACAGAUUGUAAAGUUUCUGGAGCCUGGAGGUUUACAAUGAGAUAUAAUUGCAUCUCCCAACUAACCUUUUAAUAUAAUUUUGUUCUAAUCUGUCUUCCUGUCCUGUGAUAUGAAAUUGCCUUUUCAGAUUAUUUGAGCAUUAAUAAAGUCCUGUCACAUGACACGAGAAAUGCGUUGCUGCAGGCUAUAUAUUUUCUUAAAUAGUGUGACUCCUGAUAUUACUGUUAUUGACAGAUGACUCUGACGGGAAAUCUUCCCUCACUUUCUAAGCUGAUGUGAGGCUUCAGUUCUUGAAGGAACUGGAAUUGGAAGCUUGGGCAAAUCUGCUGUUUUUGUGUGGACUGAAAGUUGCAAUUUUUGGAUGAACUUAUUUGCAAUUUCUCAGGAUAUCAGUGUGGUCUUUCAGGAACUGCUGUGCAAGCUGAGUGUGUUUAAAAUUUUUAAAAAUGUUUUAGCAAUCUGUUGAAGUGUUUUUCCUUGAAGGUUUUUCUCCUUUGUUAACAUCAAUUGUAUCUGGAUUGUUUGCUGAGAGAUUCAAUGAAUACAGUUAGAUUCAGCACACUGGAAGAUUUUUGGUUUAGGAUUCAGUGAAAUAGUAUGAGCUGUGGGUGGGUGAGGGCUAUAUGAGCAACUAAUUAGAGAGAUUGUUUCAUAUUAAGGUAUGUACUCUGUCAGAACUUCCCUGCAAACUAAUAAAAUUGCAACUGAUCACACCA